Messenger RNA from Tigriopus californicus, 877 nucleotides. RefSeq names its product pre-miRNA 5'-monophosphate methyltransferase-like. Gene Ontology annotation, biological process: negative regulation of pre-miRNA processing; miRNA metabolic process. NCBI's taxonomy places the organism in Eukaryota, Metazoa, Arthropoda, Copepoda, Harpacticoida, Harpacticidae. Gene Ontology annotation, molecular function: O-methyltransferase activity; RNA methyltransferase activity. Gene Ontology annotation, cellular component: cytoplasm. The record is from RefSeq and is a predicted model, not a curated record.
UGUUUUGAAAGAUUGAUCUCGUCUAUGUACAGACCGUACAGACCUACAGACCUACAGACUGUCCUCAAUUCGGCCUUCCACCGGAGUUAAUGGCCGUAGCUGCAUAUGAACUCCUCCCCUCCUCACUGCACCUCGGUGUCCCGAGCGUUCGUUCGCGGUUCUUCACCGCCGCGGCCACCCCCGGGUGCUGCACGUUGGGGCAACUUCAACAACUACUAUCGAUUUCACGACACGCUUAGUCGGGUCCAGCUCUUGCCCGCCGCUGAUUGGUUCCGGACCCAUCUCCAGGACUCCCACCCGUCCCCCAUUGCUUCCCGACCUUCCGCGCCAACUCGGCUUGUAGCCUUGGAUAUUGGCUGCAAUUCCGGCGACCUAACUCAACAUAUUGCCCGACACUUUGUAUCCGAAGAUAUUCCCCUGGACAUUCUGGGCAUUGAUAUUGAUGCUCACCUAAUCCAGCGAGCUCAAGAUCAAGUUGCCCAGCCAAAUGUGCGGUUCGAGUGUUUGGACUUUAUGAGCUCUGAGAGCUCCAGUCGGAUUCAGCCAUACCUAACCGAACGAGGCCGAUCUCGGUUCGACGUCAUUUUCGCAUUUUCCGUGUCCAUGUGGAUCCAUCUGAAUCACGGUGAUGCAGGACUGUCCACGUUUCUAGGGCGCAUGGCUGCUAUGUCUCGUUAUAUCGUAUUAGAACCACAACCGUGGCGUUGUUAUCAGACUGCGGCUAGAAGAAUGCGCAAACUCAAGGAGCCAGAGUUUGAGCAUAUGAAGCAUUUGAGUUGUCAGGACGAGCUGUCCCUCACAAAAUUACUCGAUGAGUUAUACGCUCGACACAACUUGAAGUUGAUACAAGACUUGGGGACCAACGAUUGGAAUCGAC